AUGGACGGCGACCUCAUUGCGCUUGUCAACAAGCUCCAGGACACGUUCAACGCCAUUGGCGGGGACGCCGUCGAUCUCCCCCAGAUCGUGGUCGUCGGUUCCCAGUCGUCCGGCAAGUCGUCCGUCCUCGAGACCAUUGUUGGCCGCGACUUUCUUCCCCGUGGCUCGGGCAUCGUUACUCGUCGCCCGCUCGUCCUCCAGCUCAUCCACACGCAGGGGCUGGGUGGCGGAGCGUCGGGGGCUUCCGGGCAGCCCUCCCUCGCACCCUCGUCGAGCGGGUUGAACAACCGCCGCUCCUCUGGCAACUCGCACCACUCGGCCAACGACGACAAUGGAUACCUCCCCGACCUCUCAGGAGGCAGCAAUGGCGGCGGUAACAGGCGGUCGAUGGGCGGCGACACUGGCAUCGACUAUGCCGAGUUCCUCCACAUCAACCGCCGGUUCACCGACUUUGACGAGGUCCGCCGUGAGAUUGAGGCCGAGACGUUCCGUGUCGCUGGCCAGAACAAGGGUGUGUCCAAGCUCCCCAUCAACCUCAAGAUUUAUGGCCCAGGCGUGCUCAACCUCACCCUUGUGGACUUGCCCGGUCUGACCAAGGUCCCUGUGGGAGACCAGCCGACCGACAUUGAGCGCCAGAUCAAGAACCUUGUUCUCGACUACAUCUCAAAGCCCAAUGCGGUUAUCCUCGCUGUGUCGCCUGCCAACGUCGACCUGGCAAACUCGGACGCUCUCAAGCUUGCUCGCACGGUCGACCCCCGUGGGCUGCGCACCCUUGGUGUGCUCAGCAAGCUCGACCUCAUGGACGCCGGUACCAACGCCCUCGACGUUCUCACCGGCAGGACGUACCCGCUGAAGCUUGGCUUUAUCGGUGUCGUCAACCGUUCACAGCAGGAUAUCAACCUCGACCUGCCCAUGGAGGACGCGCGCAUCAAGGAGCAGGAGUUCUUCCAGAACCACCCCGUCUACCGCAACAUUUCGCACCGCUGCGGUACAAAGUACCUGGCCAAGACGCUCAACUCUGUCCUUAUGAACCACAUUCGCGAAAAGUUGCCCGACAUGAAGGCUCGUCUCAACACCCUCAUGGGCCAGACUCAGCAGGAGCUCAACUCCUUUGGUGACGCCACGUUCCUUGGCGAGCAGCACCGUGGAUCUCUCAUCCUGAAACUCAUGACCGAGUUCGCCCGAGACUUUGUGUCUUCCAUCGAAGGUACUUCGCUCGAGAUUUCGACCAAGGAGCUCUGUGGCGGCGCGCGCAUCUACUACAUCUUCAAUGACGUGUUUGGCCAUGCUCUCGGCACCAUCGACCCCACCCACAACCUGUCACUCACCGACAUUCGCACCGCUAUCCGCAACUCGACCGGCCCCCGUCCGUCCAUGUUCGUUCCCGAAGUGGCCUUUGACUUGCUCGUCAAGCCCCAGAUCAAGUUGCUUGAGCCUCCUUCGCUUCGCUGCGUCGAACUCGUGUACGAGGAGCUCAUGAAGAUCUGCCACAACUGCACUACUCCCGAGCUCCAGCGCUUCCCCAAGCUCCACACCCAGCUGAUCGAGGUUGUCUCCGAGCUCCUUCGCGAGCGUCUCGGCCCCACCUCGGAGUAUGUGUCGAGCCUCAUCCAGAUCCAGGCAGCCUACAUCAACACCAACCACCCCGACUUCCAGGCUGGUCAGGCUGCCAUCGCUUCCGCUGGCUCGGCCCCUAUGCCUGCCCCCAAGCUGCCCUCGCUGGACGGCUCGGUCGAGGAUGAGGAGUCGGGAUCCGAGGACUCGGCAUCGUUUGGCGCCAACGGCAAUGGCAGCGUUGCCCAGCACCUGCGCUCGUCGUCGACUUCGAUCCCCGACUCGCGUGACCGUGCCGCCAACAAGCUGCUUGGUACCAAGAAUGGCCACAACCGUGCCAUCUCGACAACGAGCAACUCGCCGUUCUCGGUUCCCGCUCCUCCACCCGCAUCUCACGGUGGCUCUCCGCAGACCGCCAAGGACACGUUCCUCAACUACUUCUUUGGCGGACCAGGUGGUAUGCCCACUCAGAUCAACUCGGCCCCCGGUUCGAGCCACGGUCGCCGAUCUGCCCCACUCGUCUCGUCGGGCUACGGCCCCAACGACAUUCUGCCCGACCUCGGCUCUGGAAGGAGGACAGGCGCCGCCACUGGCCUGGACGCCGGUACUGCUGCCUACGACAUGAAGUCGCUGGGCAAGCACCUCGACUCGAGCGAUGCCCCCGUGCACCUCACCGGGCGUGAGCAGAUGGAGACCAACCUUAUCCGCUCGCUUAUUGCGAGCUACUUUGGCAUUGUUCGCCGUACCAUUGAGGACCUGGUUCCCAAGUCGAUCAUGCACCUGCUGGUCAACUUUUCGCGCGACGCCGUGCAGCAGCGACUGGUUACGUCUCUGUACAAGCCCGACCUGUUUGCCGAGCUGCUGCAUGAGGACGAGGCGUUGGUGACUGAGCGCACGCGUGUCAAGGCGUUGCUGGACGCAUACAAGGAAGCGUUCCGUGUGUUGAGUGAGGUGUCGCUCAAGAGCUCGUAG
Apiotrichum porosum is the source of this 2526-nucleotide messenger RNA. It is a transcript of the gene DNM1, whose product is annotated as Dynamin- GTPase protein. NCBI's taxonomy places the organism in Eukaryota, Fungi, Basidiomycota, Tremellomycetes, Trichosporonales, Trichosporonaceae. Bases 1 to 2526 code for a protein of 841 amino acids. Gene Ontology annotation, cellular component: cytoplasm; peroxisome; mitochondrion. Gene Ontology annotation, molecular function: microtubule binding; GTP binding; GTPase activity. The transcript is spliced from 6 exons. Gene Ontology annotation, biological process: mitochondrial fission; peroxisome fission. The record is from RefSeq and is a predicted model, not a curated record.